Bolinopsis microptera is the source of this 1200-nucleotide messenger RNA. RefSeq lists its product as uncharacterized. The transcript is spliced from 2 exons. The coding region runs from base 82 to 396 and encodes 104 amino acids. Lineage: Eukaryota; Metazoa; Ctenophora; Tentaculata; Lobata; Bolinopsidae. The record is from RefSeq and is a predicted model, not a curated record.
AACACACAAUUUGACAGGGUUGAUGUGAAGUAAGAGUUUUAUUGGGUGUAUCAGAUACGGGUUUAAAGAGGUUUUUUAAAUAUGGGUAAACCAAUAAAGAAACGAGGCUAUGUGCCCCUCAUGAUAUUCAGCGUCCUUUUCUUCGCGUUCAUCGUCCUCAUGGUGUGUCGCUGCAAGUACCGCUCUAAAGGAAAGAACAAAAUAAAAAGCAUCGCCCCGACCAUCCCGGACGACCCAAACAGAACAAUGGUAUUGAAAAACGUGGGGGACAUGCCGGACGUGGACCAACAGAGGUACAGUCCGGUGGUAGCCAGUCCUCAGAUCAGGGAGAGAGAUGUGGAGAGGGCUGACAGUGAGACGGGGAGCAACUGUAACGGUGCUAACUCACAAGUUUGAGGGACUCCAGAGAGGGCUGAUAAGCUUUUUUAUUCUGAGAAUAUUGAGUGUAAUUAUAGUGGGGAUCAAAUGUACGGUGGUUUUAAAGACAAUGCUGUGUGGACGGUGAUGCUGCAAGGAAGUCCUUAUGUUAAAAAAACAGUGAAUUGAACCGAACAGAUAGUCGAGUUUGCUUGGACUAUAUAAGUUAAAGAACUGAGGUUGAUUAGUCGAACGUUCAAGGUAAAUUACAUUGUCUGAUGGGAAGCUGAAAGCCACAUUCAACAAAGACAAUUUAUUAAUAUUAUAGCCAGUCAAGUGGUAAGAACUGAAGAACAUUUCCACACAAGGUCUGGAGGAAAAUGUCUUUAUUAUAAUUCGAUAAUUUUAAAUUAAAAGGGAUUAUUUGUAUUCUGAUGAUUGCAUGUUUCAUGGGCCAUUGAAUUUAGAGAAUAUAUGUAAUUUUCUAAAUGAAAGAGCAUUCGUUAAAAGUUUAAAAAAAAAUUACUUACUGUAUAUUAUUACAUUAAAGUAAUACAAUAUAUUUUAGCAGAGGGUAAGAAUCAAAUAAAUAGUGUUGCAUGAAAUUGAUUCCCUAGAAAGUUGUCCAUUAAACAUAAAAAUUUGAUGCAUGAAUUCCUGGAGAAUUUGGAAUGAUCAAUGAACAUUUCUUUAGAUUAAAUAAAUGCGCUGAAUGUUUAGUUUUGUAUAUUUAUCACCAGUUGAGCUGAUUUAUGAGAGUUUCUGGUUGAAUUUGACAACUACCAGUUUGCAUGAGGGUGGAGAGGAGGUAUGAUGGUGUUGGCACGAAUAAAAUAAACUAAC